Ornithorhynchus anatinus (platypus) is the source of this 1096-nucleotide messenger RNA. It is a transcript of the gene TMEM86B, whose product is annotated as transmembrane protein 86B. The record is from RefSeq and is a predicted model, not a curated record. Gene Ontology annotation, cellular component: membrane. Bases 258 to 1079 code for a protein of 273 amino acids. The transcript has 3 exons. Lineage: Eukaryota; Metazoa; Chordata; Mammalia; Monotremata; Ornithorhynchidae.
GCCCGAAGGACUUGGGCUGGGUAACCCUGAAAGGAGAAGGGGAGGGAGCUUCUCCUUUCCCUUCCCCACCUCCCUUUUAUCAGCGAGGCCAGGCUCUCCUCCAGCUGAGGGGUGGCCUCUCUGGUGCCCGUUAUCAGCGCGUGAGAGUCCGCAAGAGCCCGUUGGGUUAAAGUGUAACCCCCCACACUCACACGUAAGGCACGCAGACACACACCCACUCCUGUUGUCGCCAGCUCAUCCUGGGGACGGGGCCCACCAUGGCCUCGCCGAGGAGGAGCGCGGGAGCCAAGCCUCCUGGGCAUCUGCCUGCACCUCCUGCCCUUUGGCCUGUCCUGCGCCCAGUACUUCCUGCUCUGGCUGCCUGCAGACCGGCCCUGCCUGGCCAGCGCCCUGGUCAAGGCUCUCCCCGUCCUCUCCCUGGCCUUUUUUUCCUGGAUCCAGGGAACGAGGAAAACCCUUCGGUCCCCUGGGUCCGCUUAGGCUGCUCCUCUCUGCCCUGGGGACAGCGUGCCUCAUCUGGCCCGAUGGCUUCAUCUAUGGGAUGGCCUCUUUCGCUCUGGCCCCACUGCCUGUACGUCCUGGGCCUUUGGCCUGCGCCCGGCCCGCCCGGGCCUGCUCCUCCCCGUCGGCCUGGUUUUCGGCGCUUGCUACGCCUUCGUUGUACCCUCACCUGCCUCCGGCCCUGGCCGUGCCGUGGGCCGGGUACGCGGCCAUCCUGGGCUGAUGGUCUGGCGGGUCUGGCCCUGGCCGGGCGGGGGCCGGACCCCGGCGCUCUGCUCUUCGCCUUGUCGGACUCGAUCCUGGCCCUGGACACCUUCGUCAGCCCCGUCCCGGCCGGCCGGGCCGUCAUCAUGACGACUUACUACGCCGCCAGUGCCUCCUGGCCCUCACGGUGGUGGAGCGCGGCGACCCGAGCCCCAAGGCGGACUGAACGAGGGAUGGGUCCCCACGAGGUGACCACCGUGGCUCCCUCCGGUGUCCCAAACUCAGGGCGGUCCCCUCCCACCAGACUGACCUCUCUCCGGCCUCGCCGUCCCCUUCUCCUCACGGGGCAUCUCGGACUCCGCCUCUUGCAAUAAAGCCUAGGGGAUGACUG